This is a messenger RNA of Amoebophrya sp. A120, 3262 nucleotides long. The record is from the annotation of a GenBank genome assembly. Lineage: Eukaryota; Dinophyceae; Syndiniales; Amoebophryaceae.
CGAAAAUCAACUGCCCUAUGGGCGAGCACCUGCGAGCCCUCAUCUGACUGCAACAGAAAAAAAAAAGAAAUAACAGCCCGGCCAGCAAGGUGGUGCGGCUGCAAUAACUAGACUGUUGAUUGUGACUUCCACAGACAAUGUCCCGGCCAACAUUGCGGCUCAACCGCUUGCUUCGGGUGUUUCUCUGGAGCCACUUCAUUGCUUCGGGUAAUAUUUUUACAGAAUUAUUGGCACAGCUCUUCUUUAUCUUCUCUAACUCGAUCGGCAGAAGUCCACACCGUCCCACGGGCUCAUGCGGAACCACUGGAGUUUAUGCCGCCAAAAUGUGGCCUCCUUCGAAGGCCGUCACGCCGACGGCAACCGCCGUCGACCCGAAUUUUCCGUUGUACGAGCUGAAUUUCAACGACUACGCCAACAGUCUUCCGAGUCCUCCACCCGGAGAGCAAGGGCCUGGGGAACGAGAUGAACUUCUGGGAGAGGACGGGGAUAUAAACUCUAGGUAUUUAUUUGUCCCUCGUAAGGGAGAAGAGCCCGAAGACCCGCUUGCCGACAGCACGGCGUCGCCCAGCUUGAGCCGCAGCUACGAAAUUGCGGUCGCGAAACUGGCGAAGCGCGCGAUUAGACAUGCACCCGUAACGACAGAACAGCCAGCAUCGUCUUCUCGAAGUGCUCCAGCAGGUGCAGCGAGUAACAAGAGCUCCACCUCGUCUUCGACGUCCUCGCUACAAGCAGCACGCCCUUGCGGAAGCGGUGACCCCACUGCGACGCCCGGGUCUUUACGCACCAUUGGUGAGAACACCAAAACUUGUUUACCAGGCCCGUUCUCCCUCGCAAUGCGGGAGUUGACGGGUGCGUUAUUGCAAGAACAGACCGAUUCAUCAGCUGGACAGCCAGACUCGGCCGCAACCGCACAGCACCUGUGGGACCUGCACCAGCAGGCGAAGGCCGUGAUCGAGCAGAUUUCGAAUCUGAAAGCCGGGGAAUCCGGCACCUGGAUCCGGCCCUACGUGCAACUGGUCUCCGCGUACCGGGAAUUUCGACGGGGUUUGGUGGUGGUCCGCGCGGUGCACGGAAGUCUGAAGGACGAACCCUGUUGCAUUUGCGGCACGGAUUUCCCGACUUAUUUCGUACGCAGACGCGAGCAUGUGCAGCCGUCGGCGAAGGCAAGUUUUUCCGUCUGGAGCCGGCACACAACCGCCAGCAGCCCGACAGGGAGUAAUUCGCCGCCGACGCCAGAGCAUGGUGUUGGAUGUGUCACGCCGUACUUCUUUGCGCUCCCUAGUCAGGACAUUGCCAGGAAUAAGGCAGUGAUUGAAGCGAGGGGUGUGGAAUUUGCGAGGAGCUGCAAGGACGCAGGCGCUGUGGGUACUAGUCGUGUUAGUUGUACACAGACCAGAACGGGUUUGGUACAGGGAACAAGCGGCGGACGGAGAGAAGCAGAAGCUGCACCCAGUCGUUCUCCCACCGACCGGCGCAAAAGUGUUCGGGGCUCUUUUUCCCCGCCGGCCUUAGUGGACUCCUACGACAGCAUGACGCAACGUUCUGGCACAGUGAUUUCAGGAUCUACAGCAACUUCCUCUCAAAAGAAAGUCGCGAACAACAGCAAAACUCCCAGCCUCAGUCCGUGCAGAGAAGCAGGGUAUCAUGGCAACACGUCGACCUCAACACGUCCGCCACUACCGCUGGCACCUAGAGGGGCUAGAUGCGCCGCCGGCGCAUUAUCGCAGCAGCAAGCGGGCCCUUUUUUUUACGCGGCGACCUCGCGCACCUCGACGCAGGAUUCCGGUUUUAGUACAGCGAGCGGAACGACUGCGACCCCUUCGAGCCAUAAUUUCCAGCAAACUUCGCCACGACGAAUGAAAACUGUGCACGAAGAGGAAAGUGACGGAACAAACUACAAAUCAACCACGGUGUUAAACCUUGGUCUCACGGGUUGUUGUGGACAAAAGGUUUGCGUGGACUGUUACCAGUUGAACUAUGGAUCCUGCACGCCCAGGACGAAGACGACGUGCAAUUGCUGCGACGCGCAGCUGAUCUACAAGGUUGCGGAUGACAAUCCGCACGUGCUCUCGCAGUACCACAACCACUACCGCCCGCACUGCGACGACACCGUGGAUUUUUUCCCGCCGAAAGAGUAUGACCUGCUCAAACGUUACAAUCUCAAACGUUACAAUAGAAUCUGGAACUUGUGUUGCAUGAUGAGUAUGACACACUCGCACAACGUUCCACCUUUUGCAAUACAAAUUUCGCCAGAUUGUCGUGGGGUCUGGGGCUCCGGAUCUUGUCAUGCGCAAUUCUAUGAGAGUUGCCUAGAUCAUGCAGUCUUGCAUCACAGAUUUCCAGACUCUAUUGUAACGUUUGAGAUUGUAACACCUGAGCAGGUUAUAAAGAAGCCAGGAAACUUCUGAAGAAGUUUUCCCUCCACCAAACCCCGCCGGACAAACGGCGGCAGCCAACGGACGAUAUUACCGACCGUGCCAUGGUGAUUGAAGGGUUGAGCGCGGAUUUAGAAGAGGCUCUGGCCGCGUUCGAGGGGAAGCUGCCGCUGAGGGCGGUAGAGGAAGAGGGUGGUCGAAUUGGCGGUGGUGCCAAUAGAUCGUCGCCGCGCCAGGUGAGUCCCUCGUUCUCACCAUGAUCGGAUAUUAAUAUGGGACGAUGAGGCCCUGGCCCUCUCAGUCUCAACGAUAAAAGCGAAUUUAAUCUUGUGGUGAUGAAAUCGUACUGCAACCGGUUAAGAAGGCAGGACACAAAUUAAUUUUGGAAAAGCAGCCGCGAUCGUCCGUCGCAUAUGGACAAGUACAUGAAGAAGACAACUACUCCUGCUCUGCUUGGUGUACACUGAUCAGGAGAGUUUAAUACCUUUUGCAGCAAACCAGGCGAGCGCGUCGACGUUUGGCGACUUCGAGAUUGAAUUUAGCAGCAUUCAACAUCGGCGUUGUAGACUACUUCAGACUGACUUACAUUAAGCGGAUUCAUCUUACGGCCCCCGUGUGCAGCUGGAGGUGCCGAUUUGGAUGAGACCUCUUAAUAAAUACGAGCUACUUUUGUUGCUGCUCCGCCGAGAAUAUAAUCACUAUCACGACAAUUCAUUUCUUUACAGUAAAACUACCGUCAAAAGCAAAACUCAAACUGGCGGCACUACCAUGUUGAAAAAAUGUAACGGAACAAAGCUCACUGUAGUCACUUGUCCUAAUCGGAGAGUGUAAAAAUGUAAAAUGAAUGCGCCGUCGUGGGACCGGACCUCCGCGAAAAAUGACAUGAC